Striga hermonthica is the source of this 849-nucleotide messenger RNA. The record is from the annotation of a GenBank genome assembly. Lineage: Eukaryota; Viridiplantae; Streptophyta; Magnoliopsida; Lamiales; Orobanchaceae.
AUGGCAGAUGAAUCAGUGAUCAACGGGGAAUUUUCUGAUGAUCAGAACGUUGAAAUAUCCGGGGAUGAAGCUUCGGCGAAAAUAUCAGGUCUCACGGUAAAAGUGGCUGAUCUUGAGCGAGAAAAUGCCAAAACGGUUCAGGAAAAUGAGGGCUAUAAGCAGCAACUCGAGCAACUGAAAGCAUCCAUCAAGGAGUUAAAUUCCGAAAUUGUGGAGCUGAAGAAGGAGAUAGACAAAGCAGAAUCAGAAAGUAAGGCCUUGGGUGCAGUGGCUGCUCGAGCAGCAGAACUCGAAUCCGAGGUGUCAAGGCUUCAGCAUGAUUUAGUAUCAGCCAUGAGUGAUUUGCAGGAAUCAACAACUGAGCUGACAAGCUUGAAGAAGGAUUUUGAGAGAGUUAAAGAGAAGGAGAAGGAGAAGGAUGUUCAGCUGGAGGCCAUUGUCAAGGAGCGGGAUUUGUUAUUGGUUAAGGUUGAGGAAAUGGAAAGCGAAGAAAGCAGUUUGAGGGGUGAAUUGGUGGGUAAGGAAAAGGAAAUUAGUGGUCUGAAGAAGAGUAAUGAGGAUUUGAAGGUGGCUGUGGAAAGUAGCAAGGGUUCGGAGAAGUCGAAUAACGAUCUGGAGAUUGAGAUUGAGAAAUUAAAGCUGGAAAUCAGUAUUCUGCAGAGCUCCUUGAAGGAGAAAGAGAAUGUGAUUAGUGGGUUUGAGAUGAAAGAAGAAGCUACCUAUGGUGGUCUCAGUGGUGAGGGUGAAAAGUCCGUAAAACAAACGGAGUGGAAAAUUGUUGGGGGUUCGGUUGUGGCUGCUGUUGUUUUCAUGGGCUUGGUUUGCUACGUACGUGCACGAAGGUACUGA